CGCGCGGCUUGCGCGACGCGCGGGAGCCGGGCGGGCAGCCAUGGCGCGGCGCGCAGGGAGGUAGGCGGGCGGGACGCAGGCAGCGCGGGGGCCGCCAUGGCCCGGCGGCGGCGCCGCGCCUGCAUCGCGCUGUUCCUGGUGCUGCUCUUCGCCUUCGGCACCCUCAUGGGCCUGCGCACACUCAAGGCUCCGGACGGACUCCCGGCGCUGGGCCCGGGCCUGGAGCUAGCUCCCUUUGAGCGACGCCCAGAGGGGGCCCCUGCCCCCGCCGCCCGGGCCCCGGCCGCCCCCGCCGCGCCGCCGCCGCCGCAGCCGCCGCCCCGCACCGCGGGCCCGGGCAGCUCCCUAGGGCCGGCCCCCGCCGAGGCCGAGCCCGCCCCCGGGCAGAGUCUGCGCGUCUACUCGGACCUACAUGCCUUCUACUACUCGUGGUACGGGAGCCCGAGGCGCGAGGGCCACUACAUCCACUGGGACCACGUCAUGGUGCCGCACUGGGACCCCAAGAUCUCGGCCAGCUACCCCCGCGGCCGCCACAGCCCCCCCGACGACUUGGGCUCCAGCUUCUACCCGGAGCUGGGGCCCUACAGCUCUCGGGACCCCGAAGUGCUGCGGGAGCAUAUGACCCAGCUAAAGGAAGCAGCCAUCGGCGUCCUGGUCCUGUCCUGGUACCCACCUGGCAUGGCUGAUGAUAAUGGGGAGCCCUCAGAUGACCUGGUGCCCGCCAUUCUGGACACCGCCCAUCAGUACAAUAUCCAGGUGGCCUUCCACAUCCAACCCUACAAGGGCCGAGAUGACAUCACUCUGCACGACAAUGUCAAGUAUAUCAUUGACACGUAUGGCUCCCAUGGUGCGUUUUACCGCUAUAAGAACAGCAUGGGUAAGAGCCUCCCACUCUUUUAUAUCUAUGACUCCUAUCUGACGUCCCCUGAGGCCUGGGCCCACCUCCUGACACCAAAUGGGCCCCAUUCAAUCCGCAACACCCCGUACGAUGGGGUCUUCAUAGCGCUGCUGGUGGAGGAGGGCCACACCCACGACAUCCUGGCAGCUGGAUUUGAUGGCAUGUAUACCUACUUUGCCUCCAAUGGUUUCUCCUUCGGCUCCUCCCAUCAGAACUGGAAAGCUGUGAAGAACUUUUGUGAUGCCAACAACCUCAUGUUUAUCCCCAGCGUGGGGCCUGGCUACAUUGACACCAGCAUCCGGCCCUGGAACAACCACAAUACGCGGAACAGGGUCAAUGGCAAGUACUAUGAGACGGCCCUGCAGGCAGCUCUGACAGUGAGGCCCGAGAUCGUCUCCAUCACCUCUUUCAACGAGUGGCAUGAGGGCACCCAGAUUGAGAAGGCCAUUCCCAAGAAGACGCCAACUCGGCUGUAUCUGGACUACCUGCCCCAUCAGCCCAGCCUGUACCUGGAGCUGACGCGCCGCUGGGCAGAGCACUUCAUCAAAGAGAAGGAGCAGUGGCUGAUGUGAGGGGCCUGCAAGCUGGGGCAGGAGAUGCCAACAUCCCGGCCCCACCGGCAGAGGUCACCACACGGGGCUUGGCUGAGGUUGUAGACACUUGCUUGUCUCCAAGUCAGCGGCUGGCUGAGGGCUUCUGGGGCCACGGAGAACAGAGCAGGGUGCUCUGCAGGGACAGGACACUAGGCAGUGUUCCAGGAUCAAACCCAGGAGCUGGCAGGUGACCGGAUUUAGCUCAAGGCAGCUCCACAGCCUCAGUCAAAACACUUUGAACUCAUCCCUCUGGCCUUGACUGCAGCUGGUUGGUGGUGUGGCAUCACCAUGUCACUGUUCUUAGAAGGGUGUCAGGGCUCUGGGCUAGCACGCACUCUCCCUUCUGCCAGCCUGCAUCCUCCCCAGGCCUGUCUGCCCCAAGCUAGGGAACCCUAUUUGAGAGUCUCUAAAAGGGGAAUUCUCAGUUUAAGCUCUUCCCAGUAGUUCCUAAACCGAAGUAUCAGGAAAUCAUUCUGAGCAUCACAAAUCCAUUCCACACACUCAGUGAGCACCCUACCACGUGCCAGGUGCUGGGGGGAAACUUGGCCAGGAAUGAGUCCUGUCUUCCUUCCUAAGCUUACAGGAUCCACUUUCCUCAUUUGGUGUGGCCUUGUAGCUAGUGCCUGAGCACAGCUCUAAGUUUCUCCUUUUUGCAGGUUUGCCCAGUGCUGGGAGUUAAGUUCUUUUUCCUCUGUGCUCCAGGGCCUCUGUUUUCCUAGAUGAAUAUUUAGCUCCAGGGAGAAGACCAGGACACCCCCACUCCCUUUACCUCCCUGAAAUGAAUGAGGCCCAGUUGCUAGAGCUGUUUUCAGUACUACUGUGAUUUUAUUAAAUAUGACAUGGUGUUCUGUUCUCAAGUCAGCUUUCCUUCCGCUCCCUGCAGGCCCACAAACUCUGAUCCCUGUCAGGUUCUGUGACAAAUCGACAUGUAGGAUGGGCUGGCUACCGUGUUCCUAAGUGUGACGAAGAGGCCAGUUUGCUUGAGAAAUGAGUAGUUUCAACAAGACUUUUAGAGGGAAUAUUUAACAAAACAGUGCUUAUUUACAAGAAACUAAUAUGCUAAUUGCAGGGACCCUCAGAGCAGGCUUGGGAUACCCUCUUGGCAAGAAUUCUUGAAAAACAUGUACGUUGGAAACCUCUGUAUUGUCAAGGGUAUGGGCUCAAGACUGAAUCCCAAUUCUGGGAGCUGGGGUGCAAGGUGGGUGGGAAAGAAGUGAGCCCUACCGGUCACCUCAAGGACUCCCAGCUCCAAUAAUGGAUACUAAACCCCCCAGUGGAUGGGGAAGGCCUGGUCCCCUCGCUUGUGACUCAGCUGGGGAAACCAAGGCAGGCAGGGACAGAUGAAAAGGGCUGGAUGGUGACCUGGAGUCAUUUACAGAUGAAGUAACACCGAGGCUUUGUUUCACACAUAGAAACAUAAAAUACUAAAAAUAUGUUAAGGUCAGGGGACAAGGGCAGUAAUUGUCACCCACUGCUGCUGGCAGUGCAACUUGAUUCAGUUCUUUUGAAGGCUAACCUGUGUCAAGAGCCAUAAAAAUGCCCGUAUACUUUGACCCAGUAAUCCUACUCUGAGGAAAUAAUUCAAAAGAAAAAUAAAGCAUUUACAAAGAUGUUUAAUAGCAGCAUUAUUUUCUAUUAAAGAAACAAUAAAGUUUAAAUGCCCAACAGUAAUGGUAUACAUAUGAAUAAAGAUGAAGGCUUCUGACACUGGAUUUAAAUAAAGGUGUUACAGGUAUAAUUUACUGUGAUUUAUUAUUAAUAAAUAAGAAAAGUGGCUGAAAAGGCUAGCAGAGAUUUACCAAUAUUCUUUAAUUUGGACCCCUCCCACGCACACCAACUGAGCUUACGCCACACCAUUAAAACAAGACGACGACUUCGGGCCAGGCAAUUAUAGCACAGGCAGUGUUUGGCUUGUGGCUCUAGAAUUUUUUUUUCUUUCUUGGUUUUUAGGGCUACACUCAUGGCACACGGAGGUUCCCAGGCUAGGGGUCGAAUUGGAGCUGUAGCCGCCGGCCCACGCCACAGCCACAGCCAUGCCAGAUCCGAGCUGCAUUUUUGACCUCCUCUGCAGCUCACACCAACUCCACAUCCUCAAGCGAGGCCAGGGAUCGAACCCACAUCCUCAUGGAUCCUAGUCGGGUUCGUUAACCGCUGAGCCCCAAAGGGAAGUCCUACAAUUUUUAUCCUAACCUGCUUCCGGCUUCAGGAGCACAAACUCAUGCCUCUGGUUCACGUAAAAGACUUCUAAAAAAGCACCAGCUGCUACCUUAGCUGAUUUGGACCUUAAAUGCCACCACCCAGAGAAGAGGCUCUCACUAGAUUCCAAAUCUGUUAUUUUAUUUUUCAAAAAUCUGAAGAAACAAGAAACAAGGCCAUACUAGGAAUGUUCUUAAAAUCUCCAUUCAGCUUUUAGCUGGUAAUAUGAAAUUAUAGAUAAAUAACCUCCUCAGUGAUGUGUGAGGCUUAACCAGUAGCUUCUAGGCCUGGCUGACAGUGUUCAGAAAGAAACUUUGCCUUAAAAGGUCAGACUCGUUAACACUGUAGCCCCAGCGGCCUCUGUAAAUAAGGCCUUGCCAGCCACCAGCGGACAGACACAUAGUGUCCAGCACCCGUCCUUGGGCCCUCCCUCUUCUGGAGUUUCACGAGCAGGAUCUGUGUGAGGGAAACAGCCCAUACUUCUGGAGGAUGACUGUAGUACUUUCCAGGGCGCUGAGGAGGAAACGGAGGACAGUGAGGGUUGGACUUCUCAAAGCCUGAGCCCACCAGAGUCUGGAAAUCAGGGUCCCCUAAGCUCUUUGAUCUUCCUGUGCUCUGUUCAUCAAAUCCUUGAACCCUUUGGGAUUCCUGAAAAAGCCAGCAACACUAGCAAACUUAGUCCCACUCCACCCGCCACCUCCAAACCUGUCUAGCCUCCUCAGGGCAAGAGAGGACUGACAAUCUGUUGCGGUUUCUUUUUUUUUUUUGGUCAUGGCUUUUUUAUUUUUCCCCUGUCUCCCAACCUCACUCAGAUCCUAUCCCCGUGCCAUAGCAAAGAGACUCACCAACCCGGACGAAUGAUGCCAAACUUUCCAGGCACAGACAAGUCAACAACCGUUGACCCUAAUCGGCACUCAGGGCUCUGGCCAUCCCCAAUUGGUCCCCCAUCAAUGACCAAAGACAAGUGAGGCCAGAGGUCCUCAAAUUCCUGCAAAGGGGCAAAGGAAGAGCAUGGUCACCACCCCUGGCAUCUGCAGUGACAUACUCCACCCAGGGCUCAUAAGACAAAGGCCACACAGCUCUAAAUAAGCAUCUUCCUCUAAGCAGAGGAAGGAUCCUCAUUUAGUUAAAGUCAGCUGUGCCUAGGACACUGCCUUUGCACCUAGGACACUGCAUGCAUCCUGUGAGGUUUGGAGCCCGCCCCCAGGUUAGCACCCCAAGUAACACCUAUCUAGAGCUUAAAGAAAAUCUUGCUAUGUGGAGAGGAAAUGCCACACAUUGCUUCAGUUAGGGAGGUAUAAGGACAAUGCCUGGAGUCCUAGACAGGAGUCCAAAGUUAUGAGCGCAACACUCGACUUUCCACCAAAAUGCUGUGUGACUGCAUGCAAGUUACUUGAUCCAGGGCUGUAAAUUACGGGGGCUGGACCAGAUGGUCACUAAGGUCCCUUCCAGCUCUACCACUCUAGUCCUGAAUCUCAGCUGAACUCUGGAUCAGGGCAGGAGAAUAAAAACAGGGUGGACCCGGCAAGUGUGUGCCACUGGCGCUCAAUCAUUGGGCUGUGGAAAGGAUCUUCCCUUCAGAACUGUGGACUGAACUGUUAACUGAACCAGAGCACUAUCCCCCUCCCCUACCCCUCAUGAAGACACUGCAGUGGCAGUUUGGCCGGGGGAUUUGGGAUGUGGGAUCAUAAAUAUCAGUUACUAUGUUGGAAAGGUCACCAGCCUGCUAAAAAGAUAAAAGGUAAGACUCCCCAUCCCCACUGCCUAGGGUUUAGCCACCAGGACCAAGUAAAGCCUGCAGUCUGAGAAUAAGGAGGGGUGACGUUCCAAAGCCCCUGACCCCACUCUCUAAGUCUGGGCAUGGAAACCCCAUCCCUUUAAGUUCUUACUUAAAUAAUUAAAAUAACUUAAAUGUGUUCUACAUUUAAAUUCGGUAAGAAAGAAAGGAGGGUGCUAAGUCAAAUGUCUUUGAGUCCUCAUUCACUCUAAGCUCUUCAGCCAAGAGAGGACGAAGACGAUCCUUUCUAGCACCCGCCUCGUGCGAGAGAUAAGAGGACAGGACCAGGAAUCCUGAGAGUCUCAACUUUCUUUACAGCAAGUUGUAAAGACUGUAUUCUCCAACAACUGCUACCCUCACAAAAAGGGAAAUAAACGUACUUUAUGAUGUCUCUUAUUGUUAAAAAGACAGCAGAGGAAAAAAAAAA
Sus scrofa (pig) is the source of this 5891-nucleotide messenger RNA. RefSeq names its product mannosidase endo-alpha like (gene MANEAL). NCBI's taxonomy places the organism in Eukaryota, Metazoa, Chordata, Mammalia, Artiodactyla, Suidae. The record is from RefSeq and is a predicted model, not a curated record. Gene Ontology annotation, molecular function: alpha-mannosidase activity.